AUGUCCACCUGGUUGAUAGAUGAACGUGAUUGUUUAUCGGACUGCUGCCUCCAAGUGUGUCCGCUCUUCUCCCCUUGUGUGGCUUUCUCCCUGGUGGCUGACAUGGGCAUCGGGCGGGGGGCUCUAGGUAACUGGACCCUGUCCAUCUGGUGCUUCUGUUUCGCUGUGACUCUCAUCAUCCUCAUGCUCCAGAUUUGGAACCUCACGUCUGAUUUUCCUUCCGUCAGGUACAAAUAUUCCGGCACCUUCGCCUGUUAUGCUGCUCUCCUCUGUCUUUCUGCCUCCAUCAUCGAUUCCAUCGCCUACGUCCAAUUCCCGCCUUAUGGGCCUUACUGGGACCGGGCCAUCGCUGCCACUGUAUUCUCUUGCAUCGCAUUUCUGCUUUAUGCCAUGGAAGUGGGAGUGAUCUGGAGAUUUUUUUGGUUCAAUGAUGUCACCUACUAUGUGCUCACUGUGCCAGGCCUGCUGAAGGUGCUGGAGACCUUCACGGCCUGUGUCAUCUUCGCCUUCAUCAGCAACACCUCCCUGUACCAGGAGCAGCCGGCCCUGAGGUGGUGCGUGGCCGUGUACACCAUCUGCUUCCUCCAGGCCGCCGUGGUCCUUGUGCUGAACCUGGGGGACUGUGAAUACAGGCUGCCCAUCCCCUUCCCCAUUUUCCAGCUGGGGCUCACCCUGCUCUCCGUCCGCCUCUACGCCAGCGCACUGGUCCUCUGGCCUCUCUACCAGUUUGAUGAGAAGGUGGGUGGCCAGCCCCAGCGGUCCAGCGAUGUGACCUGCUCAACUAUGGGUGACCCCAGCUACUACGUGUGCCCCUGGGACCAGCGACUGGCUGUGACCGUCCUGACUGCCAUCAACUUGCUCCUUUACGUGGCUGACCUGGUGUUCUGGUCCUGUCGGGUUUCUGUGGGGACUGAAGAUCCUCCCAGGGGCUCCUGAGUCACUCUUCUCACCAGAGGUAUCUUUCUGGAGUCUGAUGCCCCCUGAGGUCCUCUUCCUGGCUCCCCUCGCU
Molecule: messenger RNA, 1009 nt
Organism: Phacochoerus africanus (Common warthog)
Lineage: Eukaryota; Metazoa; Chordata; Mammalia; Artiodactyla; Suidae
Product: myeloid-associated differentiation marker-like
Exons: 2
Coding region: 1-936 (311 amino acids)
Cellular component (GO): plasma membrane; cell-cell junction
Source: RefSeq, a predicted model, not a curated record